UCUCCGUUCAUCUGUGCGCGAAUACAAAUUAAAGAAAAGUUACACGAUAAUGUUUUUUAUUAAUGUAUAAUGUAUUUUUAACACUCUCUUCAUAGCAAUAUCAAUAUCAAUGGGUGCACUUAUUAUUUUAUAUUUUCUUCUUUUUCCAAGUGUUGUGCAUCAAGUUUCCCCAGAGAAACACUCACUCCACUGUCUAUUCAUCGGUCUUUCCACACCGGACACAUUCUCUGGAUCUGUGUUCAGUGGUUUGUGUGUGUAUGACGAUAUAAAGAUCAUUCACUACAGUAAUGAAGAACAAGACUGGAAGAUUAAAAGUCAGAAUGCAGAAAUCCGGGGUCAUUUAAAACUUUAUAAAGACUGGUUUCAGUUUUAUCCUAAAAAUCUUCUAUUGCAGGUUAAUAUUCUGUCAAACUGCACAAACUACAAGUGUUCUGAGCUUCAUGUACUUCAGAGAAGAGCUGGAUGUGAUGUGGAGAAACUUAAUGGAACAAUCAAGUAUCUGACUGUGUUUAAUGAGUAUCAGUAUGAUGGAGAAGAUUUUAUUGCCUUUAAUUUUAACACAACACAGUGGAUCAAUACAAAUCCCAAAGCCAAAGAAACAAAACUGAAGUGGGACAGUCAAACAACACGAAACCAUGUCAUCAAGGAUCAACUCAAGAUCUGCAUGAACUGGAUCUCCACAUUUAAUAAUACUCAAAGAACUCGUCCAGAUGUUGAGGUGUUUGCUGUUGAAUCUCCUCAAGACCAAAACAAGUUGAUUCUGACCUGUCUGGCCACUGGUUUCUACCCCAAACACCUGGAGAUGAAUAUGAUGUUGAACGGCAUUAAACUGGAUCAUGUAAACUCUUCUGGAAUCAGACCAAACGGUGAUGAAACCUUUCAGCUGAGAAUCAGUGUGGAGAUCCACAGAAAUGAGACAGAGGGUUUUGAGUGUCAUGUCAAUCACAUCAGUGUAAAAGAGCCAGUUAUAUCAGAAUGGGAUGGAAAAUGCAGAAACUGCAGUGAAGCAUCUAGAACAAAUAUUAUAACAAUCAUAGUUGCAGCGGUCGCAGUUACAGUCGCAGUUACAGUGUUCAUGAUCGUGAUUUGUGUUUGUAUCCACAAAAGAAAAAGGUCUAAUGAGAAGGAGUGGUCAAGGAGUUUAGAGUUCAAUCUGAAAUCACAGAAUCAAAACGAAGAAUUUUUGUGUGGAUGCAGCGGCUUCAGUGAAAUGUUAGAGGUUACUGGCGGUUUCUCUGGGAUGAUCAGGGCUACUGGCAGUUUCUCUGGGAUGAUCAGGGCUACUGGCGGUUUCUCUGGGAUGAUCAGGGCUACUGGCGGUUUCUCUGGGAUGAUCAGGUCUACCGGCACUUACUGCAGGAAGAUGGAAGAUCGUGUCCGACCUGUGUUGGAUGCUGGUUCAGUUGAUGAAAUCUCCAAACAUCAAAGUAUGGACAAUAUAACAAAUGUUCAUGAGACUCAAAGCCUUUAUGACAUCAGACUGAAUCCAGCAGAAGAUCUCACAGCAGCAAGAGGUAUUAUGGGUUCAAAUAACUCUCUUCCGAACUUUGGACACUGCAGAUCCAUUGAACUCCCGCCAAGACUCACUCUAGACAGAAACGACACCUCUGACUCCAGUUGAUCAUCCAACGAUUUAAAUACAGCGAUUAAGAAUUAUAGUUUAUUUCUGUGUGUUUACAUGAUCUUACACAGAUUGUUCUUCAUAAAUCAAUAAUGCAUAAGUUUAUAUAAACACUAUAAACUGUGUUAUUAUCAGGGAAAGUUCAUAAACGUGCAUAAAAUCAUUCUGACGGCGUAUUGAAUGUGUGCAUGUUUAUGUUUUAACAUUAAAAUGAGAGAAAACCCCAAUCUCAUGUAAACACAAUUUUACUGUCAGAUUUUUAGAAUGAACUGAUUUAUAUUUUCAUGUCUUCAUAAUCUGCCGGUCAAUAUUGUUACUUUAUGUGUCAAUGUGUAAAUACAUUUGUUUGUGUCAUAGGACAAACAAACAUUCGUUUUCAUGAGCAGUCCGUUUGAUUCUCAUGUACUUGCAAAACUAAAACACUUUCUACAUUUACUUUCAUACAAUGAUCAUUUAAGAUGUUUUGGGGAUAAGAAAUAUACCAUCCCAAAAAUGUAACCUAAACAUUUAUGUUCAUUUUCUAACAAUUAUUUUGCCUUUAAUAAUAAUAAAAAAGUACU
Xyrauchen texanus (razorback sucker) is the source of this 2181-nucleotide messenger RNA. Its product is annotated as zinc-alpha-2-glycoprotein-like. The record is from RefSeq and is a predicted model, not a curated record. NCBI's taxonomy places the organism in Eukaryota, Metazoa, Chordata, Actinopteri, Cypriniformes, Catostomidae. Gene Ontology annotation, biological process: immune response. The transcript is spliced from 13 exons. Bases 110 to 1621 code for a protein of 503 amino acids. Gene Ontology annotation, cellular component: external side of plasma membrane.